AUCUAGGUUGCUGGUGUACGGUUAAAUCUGCAUUAUGCAUCGCGCAUCAUACAACAAAUCAUUUUGAAACAAAUUCGAACGUAGCUACACAAAUGAAAUUAUUGUUUGAUUUUGGUUGUAUUUUUUGCGUUACAUUCAGUUUGACUUUUGAACUUCUAUCUUCAACUCGGACAUGGUAUGCUUCGGAUGAGAGAAAAAUCUAUGAGUGGAGUAUUGUGCCGACUCGCCAGCGAACCAUAUUCGAUAUCCGAACAUCUAUCAGUGGUAAAAAUGGGAACAUAUGCUGCCUGGCUGUUAAUUACCAAAUUGGUAAUCAGGUGUUUGUGAGCGACACCGGAGAGAACAAAAUUUUGAGACUGGACAUUGAAUCUGAUUGGGCAUUGGACCAACCAAUAAAAGUGCAAAAGGAGAUAGUUAGGGACCGCGUGGCCCACAGUCUCGUAUACGACGACACCAACGACUUCUUAUACUUCGCCACGAUUGAUUUCAUUUGGAGGGCCAGGAAGGACGGAACAUCUCUGAUCUCUCUCAGGAAAAUAAUGCCGCAUUUCAAGGUCUUGUCGAUGGAGUUUAAUGUCAAAAAGAGCGAGUUACUUUGGAGUUCUUGGAACGAGCAUGAUAAAACUGGGAAGUUGACAACAUCUCACGUUCCUGAGCUGACUUGCACCAAAGACAUUUUCGAAGGGAACUCCAAACUGGAGAGUAUGUUCCUGUUUUCACCAGAUAAGCUGUAUGCGGUAGAUUCAAUAAAUAUGAAGAUAGUGUCCUUCGAUGUCAAUACAACCCAGCUGGUUGCAUCCAAAAGAAGUCGAGAGGAGUUUUCUGAGGUACACGGAGGGGACGCAGCUAAAGGGCUAUUUGUGCAUUCGGAAUCGAAGAUGAUCUACUUGAAUGAGAAGUCACGUGAGCUGGUCUUCUGUGCACAUUCGGGAUGCUCUUUCUUGAACUUCUUCUCCACUGAGUUCACACCCUCAGACAUCAAGCUGAACUUGAGCAGACAGAUCGCAGGUAAACACGAGUUACUUUGGAGUUCUUGGAACGAGCAUGAUAAAACUGGGAAGUUGACAACAUCUCACGUUCCUGAGCUGACUUGCACCAAAGACAUUUUCGAAGGGAACUCCAAACUGGAGAGUAUGUUCCUGUUUUCACCAGAUAAGCUGUAUGCGGUAGAUUCAAUAAAUAUGAAGAUAGUGUCCUUCGAUGUCAAUACAACCCAGCUGGUUGCAUCCAAAAGAAGUCGAGAGGAGUUUUCUGAGGUACACGGAGGGGACGCAGCUAAAGGGCUAUUUGUGCAUUCGGAAUCGAAGAUGAUCUACUUGAAUGAGAAGUCACGUGAGCUGGUCUUCUGUGCACAUUCGGGAUGCUCUUUCUUGAACUUCUUCUCCACUGAGUUCACACCCUCAGACAUCAAGCUGAACUUGAGCAGACAGAUCGCAGCGGACGCCAUAAAAUACCAGCCCAAGUUGAUCUCAGCACACCAGACAUACUACUUUCCCGACUCUGUUGUGUUCGAUUUCGACACAGAUGCAAAUCAAGUAUCCAAAGACUAUCCUCCCAGAUUUGCCAAAUUCCAGUACCAGGCUUCAAUACAGCUGCUUCAAGGAAAAUAACAUCAU
Molecule: messenger RNA, 1616 nt
Organism: Symsagittifera roscoffensis
Lineage: Eukaryota; Metazoa; Xenacoelomorpha; Acoela; Convolutidae
Exons: 8
Coding region: 93-1610 (505 amino acids)
Source: RefSeq, a predicted model, not a curated record